AUGAGUCGAGCGAGAAAAGAGAGCGAGGGAGUCAUCCUCGUCAUGGGCCCAACGGGAGCCGGGAAGAGCUACUUUAUCAACAAGCUCAAGAGAGGCGGGGCACAAGUAGGACAUUCACUCCGAGCCGAGACGACGAGAUGCCAGGGCGUCAAUAUCGAGUUUGGCUCGGCGGAAAACACCAGAGUCAUCACCGUGGUUGAUACACCAGGCUUUGACGAUACGCAUCGUUCGUCUGCAGAGGUUCUGUCUGAGAUCACAGAAUAUUUGGCAACUCAGCACGCUAUGGGUAUCCCCACCAAAGGAGUACUCUAUCUUCACAGGAUCUUGGAUAACCGGAUGAGUGGCUCUGCGAUGACGUCUUUGGGCCUGUUUCAAGACAUCGUGGGCGACUCUGCUUUGAAGAAUGUCAUCUUGGUUACAACCAUGUGGAACAAGUUGCGAGCCGAAGACAUAGCAGAAGCCGACAGACGAGAGCAGGAACUCCUCGACGACUUCUGGCGGCCCAUGAUCGACAAUGGCUCCUUCGCAACUCAGUUCCGUGGCACCAGCGACAAGGCUGCAGCGCUCGUUUACCACCUCGCCGAGAAGCAGAGCGUGGUUCUCAGGGUCCAGGAGGAAGCUUACGAGCAGGAGAAGGCGGUCGUUGACACGUCAGCUGGGGCGAACCUGAAUCACAGCCUGCAGGAGGAUGAGGAAAAAUAUGAGAAGCGAUUGAGGGAGCUGGAGCGAAGGCUGCGCAGGCAAGUCGAAUUAGGCGACAAGGAACGGCAGCGAAUCGUUCGGAGGGAGAUUGCCGCUGUCGAGGCUGUACUCAAGAGGCUGAGCAUGUCCCUAGACCACUUGGCGGACCGUCAAGGAUCCAGGGCGCGCAUCAGACGGUGGUACAGAGAGACAUCGGUAAAGAUCCAGGAAAACGGAGUAGGCAUGGCCUUUAUGGCGCUGGCAGCCGUCUUCAACAUCACCGUGUCGGUUGUGAGACUCGUGGGUGGUGUUUGA
Fusarium falciforme is the source of this 996-nucleotide messenger RNA. Its product is annotated as AIG1-type G domain-containing protein. NCBI's taxonomy places the organism in Eukaryota, Fungi, Ascomycota, Sordariomycetes, Hypocreales, Nectriaceae. Gene Ontology annotation, molecular function: GTP binding. The record is from RefSeq and is a predicted model, not a curated record. Bases 1 to 996 code for a protein of 331 amino acids. The transcript has 2 exons.